UCAUAUGAUGGUUUCUCCUCUGUUUGCAUUCUUCGUGGCAUUCUGCCAGCCUGAGUGAUCGCAUGGAAUGCACAUGGGGUUUUUUCAUCGGGAAAAUAUUUUUGCUGCUGUCUCACCCACACUGGAGUCUUCUACGAGGGUCCAGCUGAAUGAAGCCGGAGAAAUUCAGAUUAAUUUUUUUUAACAAAUGUACAUCCUGGGAUUUGGGAUGUGAGGCCAGGUGUCAUUGCAGACUGGAUCAAUGCUGUGCUGAAGGAAAAUGCGGAUACCGUUAUUAUUCAUUUGGAUUCUGCACUUCAUGGAUCUUGCAAGAGGCUCAGACAACUCAAAGAUUCUGCGAUACAGACGUAGCUCUUCAGUGAGCAGACUCUGCCCGGCAGGUUGUGCAUCAUGCUCAGCUCUUAAUGGCUGCCUGUCCUGUAAACCUCGCCUCUUCUUCCACUUGGAGCUGGACGGGAUGAGGCAGAGAGGCACCUGUCUGUCCUCCUGUCCCCGGGGCCACUACGGCAAGCGCUCACCACACAUUAACACCUGCCCCAGGUGCCGAGAGGACUGCGCUUUCUGUUUUAGUGAAACCUUCUGCACUCGCUGUCAUCCGGGCCACUUCCUGUUCCGAGGAAAAUGUGAAAAUAGCUGUCCGAAUGGGCUGACGGCAAACACAGCACUGCGAGAGUGCACAGAGUGCCCUGUAGGCUGUGAGAUGUGUGUGAGGAGAAACGAGUGUGUGAGGUGUCGAGCAGAUUUAUACAUUCUCCACGGGCAGUGCCACCAUAACUGCCCAAGUGGAUCAGAGCCUGAUGUACAGCUCAUGCAGUGCAUCCCUCAAGGUGAGAGUGUGGUCUUCCAUUUUCUAUCUCCUCCCACCACUUAGUGGCGUAUUAAUAUUCUGGUAUCUCCUCUAGUACAAUGUGGGGUUGGGGAAUGGACAGAGUGGGGUCCGUGUAUUCGGAAAAAGAAUUUGUGGGACAAUAGGAUGGGGAGGAGACGCGCCCCGGUCAACUUCCGCGGUCCCGGAGUCUCUGCGGUGACCGCUGUGUCUGAGAUCAGGAAGUGUGUCAUCAAAAAGAGACCAAGUGGACUGUCGUGACUUGAGGCCGAGAAUUUAUCAAUGAUUUGUUAGCUUUGUAAAGAUAUUUACCUUUUUAUUGCACAUUUCUUUUUGGAUGAAAAUUUAAAUGUGGUCUUUUAUUGUCAGUUGUAAAAAUGUAUAAGUUAAAAUGCAUUUUAGUGUGAAUUAACAAAAGGAUGAUGGAUUGGCUGAUUUUCCUGCCAUUGUAGUCAUGUG
This is a messenger RNA of Paralichthys olivaceus (Japanese flounder), 1285 nucleotides long. The record is from RefSeq and is a predicted model, not a curated record. NCBI's taxonomy places the organism in Eukaryota, Metazoa, Chordata, Actinopteri, Pleuronectiformes, Paralichthyidae.